AACUCCACAGCUUAGGACAAUCUUAGCUGUGGUACCAAGGAGAGAGGGGGCACACGUAGAGCUAUGCCAAAGAGUGCAAUGGGAGUCGGAAGGGACAAAUAGAAGAGUAUUUUUAAAAUAUUGAGCAGAGUCAUUGGGUUGUACAAAAGAAGGUAAGUGAAAAGAAUGGGUUGUAGGUGCCAUUUGGCUGUAUGAGAAGAAAUGAAGCCGCACAAGUUUCCCAAAAGCAGGUGUGGAGUUUCUAAAAAGCAGGUGCUGUGUGUGCUUUCCUACAUCCCUGGAAAUGUGAUCCCUGGCCAAAUAACACCUCCUUCAAGCUCUGGGACUCUUCUGAUGUCUGGACCUCCACCAGAGUCAAAUCAGCACUGAAGAUGAGAAUGGAAAUUAUAUCCUGUAGCCAUAAAUUAUGAAUGCUGGUUUGAACAUGAUUUUUAAAAAAUUCUAUGUGGAAGGAGAGUGAUGCAAACUGUGCCUCUUCUUCAUUAACAUCAAAGUUGGAUUGAAGCUCUUCCGAACCCGUGAACACAGACUGCAACAUCCACACAUCUGAUAGUGUCAGGGAGCACUCUACGCAUCUCCAUUGGCCUAGUUGCACCUAAUCUUCCAGCAGCGAAAAGAUCUUAAACAGAACAACAAUUGUGACCCAGCAACAUUUUUGCAAAUGGCUUUCUAAGGGAGAAUGAUCUUACUUAAACAGUUGGCCAUAUUUUCAAUUCCAGAAAGGGAAGAUCAGUCAUCUAGCAGACCAUUUGGACCAAGGAGGCACUGGCAUUUUUCUAAGACCGUGGCAGCACACCUGGCUGGUGUGGGCUGGACACCUUCACUCCACGGACAAUGAGCCCAGCUGUCUGGAUGCUUCUUUUGGGAACCAUCUCCCAGGGUUCAGCCUCUCCCACCAUCAUCCCUAAUCAUAAUCCUCUGAUUGUGGCCCAUGGAGACCCAGUGAGCCUCCUUUGCUCUGGGAAUGCCACCAUAAAGUGGGUUGGCAUGGAGAAGAAGGAUAAAGUAGAGGUGUACAACAAUGGCACACUCCAUAUACCCAAAGCAUCUUGUAAGAAUAUGGGAAACUACCAGUGUGUCUUUGACAACAGCACGGAUGAGGAGCCUGCCUCUGUAUAUCUCAUUGUGAGAGAUCCUAAAUCACCAUGGUGUCUAGCCAAGAAGAACUUUGAAGUGACAGAAGGCCAAGAUGCAUUGUUCCCAUGCCUCAUCACUGACCCAGGAUUCACAAGCAAUGUUACUCUUAUGAAAAAUGAAGAGUCGAUAUACUCUUCAAGGGUCUCUUUCAGUGCUCAAGAGGGAAUACGUUUACACAGAGUAGGCAUGGAUGAUAAGGGCUGGUACCAGUGUCGAGCCCUUGUUCAAGGACAGUGGGUGCAUUCACCCAGAAUUGGCCUUCUCGUUAAAGCCAUCAACAUACCUAUCUCCAUCACCGUCGGGGUAAAAGACAAUGUAAGAAUCCAAGGAGAACCUUUCAACAUCUCCUGCAAUGUUAGUUACCCUUCCUUCUAUUAUCAAGUUCGAUGGGACUAUCCUUCCACUGCAAAUGUGAGUUUGGAGAAUCGUGAAAGUUUUGAUGAUUCUAGUAAGAACUACAACACACAAUAUAUCCUAUCCAUCCCAGCAGUACAAUUGAAUGACAGUGGGGAAUAUACUUGUUUAACAAGUUCUCCUGCCGGCAAUUCCUCAGCAAACCUGAAAGUGAUAGAGAGAGGUUACAUUCAUUUGUCCACCAUACAGAACAGAAUACAGGAACCAAGUCUGCAUAAAACUCUGGAGCUACAGGUUAUUACCGAGGCAUAUCCUAGGCCUUCUAUAUAUGGAUGGAAACACGUAAAUUCAUUAGGAAGCCCCAGGGAGUCCAUACACAUUGGCCAGAUGAGUUUUGGCAACAACCGGUAUAUCAACACACUGAAACUAAAUGAUAUUAGGGAAAAACAUAGUGGAAUGUAUACGUUCUUUGCCAAUAAUAAUGAAACCAUUGCACACAUUACUUUCAACAUCUCAGUGAAAGUCCCACCUCAAGCUAUGCUGAAAUUCAACAGCUCCAACAGUCUUUGGUGUGAAGUCAGUGGCUAUCCUGCUCCACAUAUUGAGUGGUAUCAACUACCCCACAAUCAUAGUACAGACAGAUGCUAUCAAAGUGGUAUGCUGUUCAUUAAUGACACUAACCCAGAGAUCGUCAGUGAACUUCCCUUUGGAAGAGUGUUAUUGAAGAGUGUUCUUCAAGUUAAGGAGAAGAAAGGCAACACACUAUUUUGUUGCUUAGCUAUUAAUAGCGCAGGAAAUGCAUCUAGCAUUGGAUCUUUUGUUCACACCCUUGAAGUCAAUACUACAACCAUUGCUAUUCUCUCUAAACCAGCUAUCAUAGCCUGGGCAGGCGUAAUGGCUUUCCUCCUCCUGUGUAUCAUGGUAUUAUUCUACAAAUAUAAACAGAAACCAAAGUACCAAGUCCGUUGGAAGAUAAUUGAGGCCUGUGAAGGAAACAACUACACCUUUAUAGAUCCUACACAACUUCCAUAUGAUGAGAAAUGGGAGUUUCCCAGAAACAACUUGCAGUUUGGAAAGAUCCUAGGAGCUGGAGCUUUUGGGAAAGUCAUGGAAGCCACAGCUUUCGGGUUGGGGAAGGAAGAUUCUGCCCUGAAGGUAGCUGUGAAAAUGCUGAAAUCAACAGCACAUACUGAUGAACAGGAAGCCCUCAUGUCAGAACUGAAGAUCAUGAGUCACUUAGGUCACCAUGAGAACAUCGUGAACCUGCUGGGCGCAUGCACCCAUGGAGUCCCUGUCCUUGUGAUUACCGAGUAUUGCCCUUAUGGGGACUUGCUGAAUUUCCUGCGGAAGAAAGCAGAGUGUCUCAUAAUCCAGGAUUUAACAGUAGAGACUUCCCUUGAUAGUACAGCAACUGACUAUAAGAAUGUCUACAUCGGGAAGAAAUACCUCCAAAGUGACAGUGGAUUUGGGAGCCAAUCUGUAGACAGUUAUUUGGAGAUGAGAUCAAUGACCGCAUCAGGUUCUGUGCAAGUGAAAGUAUCCGAAGAAGAAACUACAGACGGACAGCCUCUUAGCCUGCAUGACCUGUUGCAGUUUUCCAAUCAGGUGGCUCAGGGAAUGGCCUUUCUUGCAUCCAAAAAUUGCAUCCAUCGUGACCUGGCUGCAAGAAAUGUGCUUGUGGCUGAUGGACGAGUGGCCAAAAUCUGUGACUUCGGCCUGGCUAGAGAUAUAAUGAAUGAUGCAAACUAUGUUGUAAAAGGCAAUGCUCGCUUGCCAGUGAAGUGGAUGGCCCCAGAGAGCAUCUUUGAGUGUGUUUACACAGUUCAGAGUGAUGUGUGGUCUUAUGGUAUUCUUCUCUGGGAAAUAUUCUCCUUAGGAAGAAGCCCCUAUCCUGGCAUGAAGGUGAACAGCAAGUUUUAUAGCCUGGUCAAGCAGGGAUAUCACAUGGGAAGGCCAGAUUUUGCUCCAGAUGAUAUGUACAAAAUCAUGACAGCGUGCUGGAACCUGGAGCCCACUCGCCGGCCUACCUUCAAUCAGAUCUGCACUUUCCUCCAGAAGCAAUUGGGAGCCAUGAAGGAACAGGAUUAUAAAAACUUACCAUGCAAUGCAGAAGAAGAAGAAGACAGUGGAUGUGAGCCUUCCAGCUACUGCGAAGAAUCCUGUGACUCUGGAGAAAGUGAACAAUUGCUUUUGAACAGCAACAACUACCAGUUUUGUUAAAGGUGAUAUGAGCCUUGCCCUCAUAUUCACUGAAUUUCCACUGAAAUACAGAUAUAAUGUACUCAUGCCUUUGGCAAUAUUUUGCAUCAGGUGAUUUAAGCCACAGAAUGUAGCCUUGCCAUGUACCGAUAAUGCAAUUCAGAAUCAUUCUCUAGAAUCCACAGGAGUGUUAGCUGGAACCAUAAUUUUUAAAACUGAGAAUGGAGUUGUGAAUUUCAAACUUUUUUCUUUCUGUGAUACACAUCCUAUAGGGCAGCUCUGAAAGCCUUAUUGUCUUUAGCUAAACCAUUUUGUCUGUCUGUGAUAAUUGGUAAGAUCAGCUAAAAUGAAAAUCAAUAGACCCAACCCAAUUUAGCUCUAGAUCAGGGAAUCAUUCACCAUAGGUCAGCAGUUCUCCACCUUUAGCUCUCCAGAUGCUUUGUACUUCAAUUCCCAGAAGUCCAAGUUAGCAUGGCCGGUGGUCAGAGAUUCCUGGGAGAUGAGGCCCAAAUACUUUGAGGACGAAACUGUGGGAACCACUGCCUUAGAUGAAUCCUGGCAUUCCAAAGGUAUGACUAAUUCUGCAAGAACAAAAGUACGCUCUAAUUCUCCAUAGAGAAGGAACUUCUAAAAAAUAAGGAAAGAAUCAUAAAGUUUUCCCCUCCUUUAAGAUCACUACUGCAUACUGUGCUAAAGAAGAAGAAGUAAGGAAAAGUGUAUUGUCGAAGGAUUCCAUGGCCGGAAUCACUGGGUUGUUGUAGGUUUUUUCAGGCUAUAUGGCCAUGUUCUAGAGGCAUUCUCUCCUAACG
Messenger RNA from Anolis sagrei ordinatus, 4499 nucleotides. It is a transcript of the gene CSF1R, whose product is annotated as colony stimulating factor 1 receptor. Gene Ontology annotation, cellular component: signaling receptor complex; CSF1-CSF1R complex; plasma membrane. NCBI's taxonomy places the organism in Eukaryota, Metazoa, Chordata, Lepidosauria, Squamata, Anolidae. Gene Ontology annotation, biological process: cytokine-mediated signaling pathway; multicellular organism development; regulation of MAPK cascade. The record is from RefSeq and is a predicted model, not a curated record. Gene Ontology annotation, molecular function: macrophage colony-stimulating factor receptor activity; growth factor binding; ATP binding.